Messenger RNA from Cynara cardunculus var. scolymus (artichoke), 3349 nucleotides. RefSeq names its product cyclic nucleotide-gated ion channel 1. Gene Ontology annotation, molecular function: monoatomic ion channel activity. The transcript has 8 exons. Gene Ontology annotation, biological process: monoatomic ion transport; transmembrane transport. Gene Ontology annotation, cellular component: membrane. The record is from RefSeq and is a predicted model, not a curated record. NCBI's taxonomy places the organism in Eukaryota, Viridiplantae, Streptophyta, Magnoliopsida, Asterales, Asteraceae. The coding region runs from base 1025 to 3196 and encodes 723 amino acids.
UCGUGGAAACUUCCUCUAUUCCCCACCCCUGUAUCGUGUAUAAUCCAUUUUUAUUUCAAAACGAAGCCCCCAGAAAUCUUUCCAUCUAUUACUUGGUUGUAUGAUUCUGUUUCUAUUUCAUUCAACAUCGAAGACUUCACACUUUGUUCAACAUCUGUUCUUGUACGACUUUUUCUGUUUUAUUAUUUUAUUACUUAAUUUCUGUUUCUUUGUUGAAGUCGUUUCAAUCAAGAUUUUCUGCAUCAUCAUCAUCCAUGCGUCUUUCUUMUAUGUUUCUGUUUCUUUGUUGAAGUAGUUUCAAUCAAGAUUUUCUGCAUCAUCAUCAUCCAUGCGUCUUUCUUGUAUGUUUCUGUUUCUGUUUCUUACUUGUAACUUAAUCUCGUCUGUGAAGUUUGAAUUUGACUUGGGUGUUAUUGAUUUGGGGGUAGUCUUAUUGCUUUUCGUUUCUUGAUUUCAUAAAUGGAAGUGGGAUUGCUUUCUUUGAAUUCCGGAUUAGGUUAGGAUUAACUGAUUUAAGUGAUUAUGAAAACUUGCGAAUUGCAAGUCUUUCUGUUGUUUGUUUGAUGAAUUGAAGAGUUUACUGUUGGUUUCUAUAAUUGACUUUCUUUGAUAGAAUAGAAUAUACAGUUUGCCUUGGAAGGUUCUUAGAUCGUAGUUUAGUUUGAUACCAAUCGAAAAAGAUUAAUCUUUCUUGAACAAUAUAGUCUAAAUAGGGGAAACCCUUCUCUUUAUUUGUUUGUAACUCUAAAAGGAACUUGUAAACUUGAACACUUUUUGUUGAUACUACCACUGGCACUGAUGUUAAUGUAUUUGACUAUUUGGAGAUCAGGCAUUACCCAUUAGUUGGCCGAGUAUUGUGGCUUGUAUGCUAUGUUUUAUGAAACAUUAUGUGUGGUUCACCUUCAGCAUUCUGAGUUGAUUCAAGAAGUCUAAUUAUUUAUGGAAUUGAAGGCACCCGCUUAUUUAACGAGAGUUGAGAGGCUGGUGCUGCAAUUUGCACUCUUUUGACACAUAAUCUAUAGCAAUGAAUCAUCCACCUGAGAAGUUUGUGAGGUUUCAGGAUUGGAAAUCAGAUAACAGCAAUGGGCAAUACUCUACAAGUAAUGGAGGUUCUUCACAGAGAUUUAGAUCAACUUUAGGUUCAGUUUCCAAUAUGUUCCGAAAAAGCUUGGAACAUGGUUCUGGAGGGUUUAAAAGCUUGAAAAGAUCAAUGGAAUCUCAUUCCUUAAAUAGGAUUCUGAGUAGAGGCCUUGGUUCUGGGAAGAAAACGCUCAACCCACAAGGGAAAUUUCUUCAGAAGUGGAACAAAAUAUUUGUGUUGUCGUGUGUGAUUGCUGUUUCUGUGGAUCCGUUAUUCUUUUAUAUUCCGAUAGUCAAAGAUGACAAGAAGUGCCUUGAUUUGGACAAGAAGUUGCAGAUCACAGCUAGUGUUUUGCGUUCCUUCACUGAUAUCUUCUACAUAGUUCAUAUUAUCUUUCAGUUUCAUACUGGUUUUAUAGCUCCUUCUUCCCGAGUAUUUGGUAGGGGUGUUCUAGUUGAGGAUGCUUGGGAGAUUGCAAAGAGAUAUAUGUCCUCCUACUUUCUUGUGGACAUUCUUGCAGUUCUUCCAUUGCCACAGGUUGUGAUUCUGAUCAUCAUACCGAAGAUGCACGGGUCAAGAUCUUUGAAUACGAAAAACUUGUUGAAGUUUGUUGUUUUCUUCCAGUACAUCCCGAGGAUGCUUCGAAUCUAUCCUCUGUAUAAGGAAGUCACAAGAACUUCUGGAAUACUUACUGAAACUGCAUGGGCUGGAGCUGCUUUCAAUCUCUUCCUUUAUAUGCUGGCUAGUCAUGUAUUUGGGGCCUUUUGGUACUUGUUCUCUAUUGAGCGUGAAACCACCUGCUGGCGACAGGCAUGUGGAAAUAUAUCAGCAACGAUUGUAGAUGGGACAACUCCAGGCUGUGUCCAUUCUUCAUUUUAUUGCCAGGAUGAAUCACAUCCUGUGGGGUAUUUGAAUUCAAGAUGCCCCAUACAGGAAUCAAACAACACUCCUUAUGAUUUUGGAAUCUUUCUUCCUGCCCUUCAAUCUGGUGUUGUAAACUCGACUGAUUUUCCACAAAAAUUCUUCUACUGUUUCUGGUGGGGUCUGCAAAAUCUGAGUUCGCUUGGUCAAAAUCUUAAGACGAGCACCUUUGUGUGGGAAAUUUGCUUCGCGGUGUCCAUCUCUAUAGCUGGUCUGGUUUUGUUCUCAUUUCUCAUUGGGAAUAUGCAGACGUACCUGCAGUCCACAACCCUAAGAUUGGAGGAGAUGAGGGUGAAAAGACGAGAUGCAGAGCAGUGGAUGUCCCACCGUUUGCUUCCAGAUCCUCUUAAGGAGCGAAUCAGGAGGUAUGAACAAUAUAAAUGGCAGGAAACUAGAGGUGUUGAUGAAGAUAAUUUGAUCCGAAACCUUCCAAAGGACCUCAGAAGGGAUAUAAAACGACAUCUAUGUUUGCAACUGCUAAGGAGGGUUCCCAUGUUCGAAAAGAUGGAUGACCAACUAAUGGAUGCACUAUGUGACCGUCUCAAACCAGUCCUUUAUACCGAGGAUAGCUACAUCGUGAGGGAAGGGGACCCAGUUGAUGAGAUGCUCUUUGUAAUGCGAGGCAAAUUAUUGUCGGUUACAACCAACGGAGGUCGAACGGGCUUCUUUAACUCUGAUUAUCUGAGAGCAGGUGAUUUUUGUGGUGAGGAGCUUCUUACAUGGGCCUUGGAUCCCCAUACAUCAUCCAACCUCCCAAUCUCUACAAGAACUGUCCAAGCACUUGAAGAAGUGGAGGCAUUUGCCUUGAUGGCUGAUGACCUGAAGUUUGUAGCCUCUCAGUUCCGCAGACUUCACAGCAAGCAGCUACGCCAUACUUUCAGGCUCUACUCGCAGCAAUGGAGAACGUGGGCGGCUUGUUUCAUUCAGGCGGCAUGGCGGCGGCAUUGUAGGAAGAAGUUGGAGGACUCACUUCGGGAAGAAGAAGACAGGCUGCAAAAUGCGUUAACUGGAGGCGGUGGGAGUGGUGGGAGUUCACCUAGUUUGGGUGCCACAAUUUACGCAUCAAGAUUUGCGGCUAACGCGCUCCGUGCUUUGAGGCGAAAUGGUGCAAGGAAAACAAGAAUUUCUGAGAAAUUACCACCCUUGAUGCUUCAGAAGCCAGCAGAGCCAGAUUUCACUUCUGAAGAUAAAUGAAACUCUUAGCUCUGCAUUUUUAAACCCUUCUAGGGAUUGUUUAUAUUAUGUUGUACAAGGAGAACAUCUUAUUUGUAUUGCUGUAAAAGAUACAAAAUAUCCAGUCAAAUGAUUGUUAACAUUUAUAAUUGUAGAUAAAUUGGGAGUUUUUGA